GGAACAAUUUUGUUGUCAUUGACUCUGCAAGCAGAAGACUCAAGACCUGCUUAUGUAUGAAUAACGAGCUAUGUAUUCUGUACCUCUGCAUGUGGCACUAAAUGAUGGUAACUUCAUCCCUGUACUGGGGUUUGGAACCACUGUGCCUGAGAAGGUUCCAAAAGAUGAAGUUAUCAAGGCUACUAAAAUAGCUAUAGAUGCUGGGUUCCGCCAUUUUGAUUCGGCUUAUUUGUACAAAAUUGAAGAAGAAGUAGGACAGGCCAUUAGAAGCAAGAUUACAGAUGGCACUGUGAAGCGAGAAGAUAUAUUCUAUACUUCAAAGCUUUGGAGCACUUUCCAUCGACCCGAAUUGGUCCGAACUUGCUUGGAAAUGACACUGAAGAAAACACAAUUGGACUAUGUUGAUCUUUAUAUUAUUCAUUUCCCAAUGUCUCUGCAGUCAUUUUUAGUUAUGAUGCUUAUUACAGAGAAGGAAAACAAACUAGAACAUGUGGUUCUCAAACUACUGACCGUUGGAGAUUUGCCUGGAGACGAAUUCUUUCCACAAGACGAGCAUGGGAAAGUGUUGGCUGAUACAGUGGAUCUCUGUGACACAUGGGAGGCCAUGGAGAAAUGUAAAGAUGCAGGAUUGGCCAAGUCCAUUGGGGUGUCCAACUUUAACCGCAGGCAGCUGGAGAUGAUCCUAAAUAAGCCAGGGCUCAAGUACAAGCCUGUGUGCAACCAAGUUGAAUGCCAUCUUUAUCUCAACCAGAGCAAAAUGCUGGACUAUUGUAAGUCAAAAGACAUCACUCUUGUUGCCUACUGCACAUUAGGAAGUUCACGAGACAAAAAAUGGGUGGACCAGAACAGUCCAGUUCUCUUAGAAGAUCCAGUUCUUUGUGCCAUGGCCAAAAAGUACAAGAAAACACCAGCCCUGAUUGCCCUUCGUUACCUUUUGCAGCGUGGGAUUGUGGUUCUGGCCAGGAGUUUCAAUGAGAAGCGGAUCAAAGAGAACAUGCAGGUUUUUGAAUUCCAGUUGGCUUCAGAGGACAUGAAAGUCCUAGAUGGCUUAGACAGAAAUUUAAGAUACAAUACUGCAUUUUUCUUUGGUGAACAUCCCAAUCAGCCAUUUACUGAUGAAUAUUAGUAUGGAGGCCUUUGUCAGAAUUCCUACAAGAUCUGUGUAUGCAUCAUGCUAUGAGAGAUAUCUUGGUUAAUGUUGAUUGAACACACCCCUUCUCAUCAGGACACCUUGUCUGUCAAUUCAAAAUCAGCUGGAGCUAAGUGCCCAGAACCAUGAGGGAAGUCAUAUUUUUGUCACAGUCUGAAAUAGAACAUCAAAUUGUUUUUCCUGAAGAGUCUUGUGUUUUUAAACAUUCGUUCAUUUUUAUUUUACAUAUCUGAGUGUUCUCCUUGCAUGUAUGUGUACCUUAUGAACGCCUGUGUCCAUACAAGGAAGAAGAGGGUGACAGGUCACCUGGGACUGGAAUUACAAUAGUUGUAAAUCACAGUGUGGAUGCUGGAAGUCAAACCUGAGUCUUCUGUAAGAGUAGUAAGUGCCUUUAAACACUGAACCAUUUCACUAGGUCCUACCCUAAAUGUUCUUGCCUGCUACUAUUUCUGUGAUUUCAAUGUUUUCUUUCCUUCUGACACUAACUUGACUUGCCCGGAAGUCUUGGGCAUGAAGUGGAAUUGAAGACAAUCUUUUAAUAGAUAAUUUCUUUUUUUGGUGGGAGUUGGAAGAAUUUUCAACAUUUAGGAAAUUAACAAUUACAGGUUAUUGAUAGGUCAAUAUUCCUCUGCUCUUUUGAGGAAGAAGGAAAUGCUCUACAGUUAUUCCAUUACUCUUAGUUUGGAGUUAUAGCACAUGUGUCAGGGGUGACCAAGAAACCUAGGGUUCUCUCCAACAGACCAAAGAAAAAAACUCCAAGAGCCUGGAGAGUAAUAUCUCCUUGUGGGAAGGUUGGGAGGUUGGUAAAAAGAGAACUAAUUUAAAAGAAUAAUUAUAAAACACAUGUGGAGAGAUAGAGAAGAAACCUGAGCAUGUCUCUGCUUGGGAAAUAUAAAUAUAUAUUUGGUAAUUACGUGUUACAGGUAAAAGGAAAUACUACAUAGAUUUUUUUGAGACAGUUUCUCAUUAUAUAGCUCUGACUGCCAUGACACUUGCUAUGUAGACCAGGUGGUCCUGGAACUCAUAUAUCAACCUACUCCACCUCCAGAGUGCUGGGAUUAAAGCAUUGUACCUAUAUCUGUAUUAUUCUACAAUACCUAUAUAUUUAAAGACUCUUACAGAAAAGAGAAAAUUAUCAAAUGCAAUAAAAUUACUAGCUACUUAUUAAUAAUUCUUACAAAAUAUGAAUCAGUAACACAAUAAAAUUCUAGUAAAUCUAUUGAAAUGUGCUGAUACAAUAAAAUUGUCAUGUUCUUAUUAAUAAAUGGAAUAAAAUAUGUGAAUAUUAUAA
Meriones unguiculatus (Mongolian gerbil) is the source of this 2441-nucleotide messenger RNA. RefSeq names its product 3-alpha-hydroxysteroid dehydrogenase. The transcript has 10 exons. Gene Ontology annotation, biological process: doxorubicin metabolic process; progesterone metabolic process; daunorubicin metabolic process. Gene Ontology annotation, cellular component: cytosol. The record is from RefSeq and is a predicted model, not a curated record. Gene Ontology annotation, molecular function: aldose reductase (NADPH) activity; ketosteroid monooxygenase activity; bile acid binding. Lineage: Eukaryota; Metazoa; Chordata; Mammalia; Rodentia; Muridae. The coding region runs from base 71 to 1126 and encodes 351 amino acids.